AUGGCGCUUUCUUCCAGUCCACCAGAACCAUUGCCUAUCCCGCCCGGAUUCGGCUUACUCACCACGCUUGGAGACAUGUCUACCUCUUGCUCGACGAAUUCUGUCUUAUCCAAAAAUCUGCCCAGCACUGGCUCUGACCAUUCCUGUCGCGUCCCCAGUACAAUGGUGACGGGUAGCGGGAGAUUCGCUUGUACCGGCAAAGGGGAAACCAACUCGCAGUCUGAGGUUGCUUGUCUAACGUUGCCCGCAGUUGCCAGUAGAUUGUUACCCUUACUGGCGCACAAUCGUCACGUCUUCGGGCCUUACUAUGCAGAAAUUAUUCAAGACCUUCUACAUUUUAACUCUUCGAGGCCAGAUGCUACUACUUCGACGAUAUAA
Messenger RNA from Protopolystoma xenopodis, 378 nucleotides. The record is from the annotation of a GenBank genome assembly. Lineage: Eukaryota; Metazoa; Platyhelminthes; Monogenea; Polystomatidea; Polystomatidae.